AUGUCUCUCGCCACGGAUGCAGACGCCCUCUCCAGCUUGCCCGUCGACCUCCUCACCGACUCGCUCCUCCCCGCCUUUCCAGCCCACGACCUCGUCUCCCUUGCGCGCACCUGCCGACGCUGGCUCGCGUUCAUCACCUCCGAAGGCGGACCAUGCGAGAUCCUCUGGCAGCGCAAGGCCGUGAAGGAGAUGCACUUCCCGGCAGUCACGAGCGGGCGCAGGUCGGGCUGGUACAGGCUCUACGCGAGGUUAGCCUCCUCGUCGGCUUACCUGUGGGGCCAAACGAGCAACGGACGACUAGGACUGCCGACGCAGCAAUGGGAAAUCGCGCGCAUCUCGUCCCUCCGCACCCGUAUCGUCCGCGACGCCCUCACCCUCCCAACACGCAUCGCUCUCCCCUCUCCACCCGUCUCGCUCGCGGCAGGAGGAUGGUCCUUCCACGCUCUGACGGCGGACGGACAGGUGGUCAGUUGGGGACAGAUGUCGGGCUUGGGGAUCCAGUCGGAGGAUGCGCGGCUUAGUGCGCCGAGUAGGGUGCUUAAACCGACUGUGCUGCCGCACAUGAGGCACGUUGGACCGGUCAAGCAGAUCGAGGCGGGGAGGGGACAUGUCGUGAUGCUUGCGGAGGACGGAAAGGUUUGGGAGAUGUGGACGUUUGGGAGGGUCUUUGAGGUGCGCGACGAGGCGGGUCGGUGGGGUACGGUCAGCGAGGCAGGAGACGUCGGACGGCAGGUAGCACAAGUAGAAGCAGGAUGGGACCACUCGGCCGUCCUCACAGACACCGGCGACGUCUUCAUCUGGUGGCAGCCAGCUCCUGAUGUCCUGUCGCAAGCCGCCGCAGAAGCAGGCGAAGGGUCGCUCCAGUCGCCCGCGACCGAAGGAGUCGCCUUUCCCCUCUCGCUCGACACGCUCAAAGCGCCACCUCUGCCGUCCACAGCGCGCUCGACGAGCGAGAAGCUCACGCUUAUCGCUUGCGGCGAAGACUUCGUCAUUGGCUUGUCCAACCUCUCGAACGUCUACUUUCUCGACAUCUCGCCCGUCCCGCCGCCUCGCAACCCGAAUCCCGCCAAUGACGAAGCCGACGAUGCACAAGCAGGCCGAGCUCGUCUCGAACAAGCCUUUCUCCGGGGCGACAGGAGCUGGCGGUUGAUGCGCAGGUUCUGCGACGUCGACGAGCUGUCGAAGCUGGAGGGGUUUGGGACGAACGGUGUUGCACCUGGGACGCACAUCACGCAUGUCUCGGCGCACUUCCGCUCGUUCGCUGCCUACUCGGUCCCGUCGUCCGCAAGCCCAGAAGGCUCGAUCGUCCUCCUCGGCACGAAAGACUGGACAGAAGCAACCGAACCCGAAGUGAUUCCGGAAUUGCAGAACAUCGGCGUCAUCAAGGUCGCGCAUGGCGAUUACCACCACUUGGCGCUGACAUCGAACGGACGCCUCUUCUCGUGGGGAGCGUACUCGGCGGGCGCUCUCGGUCUCGGACACCCGCAGCUGGCCCACACGCCACUCUCGCUGCCUCCCACCGGACCUGAGACGCCCGACCCUCAACCCGACGUCGAAGACCGUCUCCGCCCUCACCCCAUGCCGCGCAUCAUCCGAGACGACCAGUUUAACCGAACGCGAGGCGGGUUCCAUGGGAUCCGCGUACCCACGCCCGCUGCUCGACCUGCUCAGCCACCCGAGCGCAUCGAGAAGCCCACUCGGAUCCGUUUCGCUGGCGAGGAGCAAGAGGGGGACGAUGACUCGAACCAGCCUCGUUCGAGCGGCAAGUUUGUCUAUGCCGUCACUGCGUCAGGCUGGCACAGCGGUUGUCUCGCCGUCGAGCUAGCAACGACAUCGGCUAGUGCAGAAGGCGACUCUGAGCCCGUCAUCCGCCCGUCCAGCGCGGAAGCGGACCAGCUCGCACAGCUUCAGCAGCAGGCGGAGGAGGAACAGCUCAAUGGCUCGCGGAGCUGGUUUGGCAGGCUUGGAGGCGGGUUUCGGGGUGAUGGGGUGUUCAGGGUUGGAUUUGCGGGACGAGGAGCGAUGAGGGGAGGUGCGGCUGGGAGGGGCGGCGGGGGCGGUCAGGCGUGA
This is a messenger RNA of Rhodotorula toruloides NP11, 2070 nucleotides long. RefSeq lists its product as uncharacterized. The transcript is spliced from 6 exons. Gene Ontology annotation, cellular component: cytoplasm. Lineage: Eukaryota; Fungi; Basidiomycota; Microbotryomycetes; Sporidiobolales; Sporidiobolaceae. The coding region runs from base 1 to 2070 and encodes 689 amino acids. The record is from RefSeq and is a predicted model, not a curated record. Gene Ontology annotation, molecular function: guanyl-nucleotide exchange factor activity; protein binding.